AUGGUCCGGCAUUCGCUGCCGUCUGCAGAGGAGUCAACAGUCCUCAUAAACAACUAUUGCAGUGAACAUCACCAAGGCAAGCUUCUAUGUACGCUUGACCCAGUUAAGGGCCGUACGCUGCGUGCCACUCGGGGCUUUGAAGUUGGCGAACUCAUUCUUCAAGAGCCUCCACUGCAUGCAGUCCGCCUUGACCCCGAAAACCAUGCAUGCACCAAGUUGAUGCAACUAUGCGAGCGGCAAGGCUUCACACAUCCGGCAAUUUGGUACUGGUGCGCCGUGAAUUCAGUUUUGGUGGAGGGGAGAGAUAAGCCAGUUGACGGCCUUCAGGCAAUUAGUAGCCGCCAGUAUGACCUUCUCCGAAUUCUCUUUAUACCUGAGGCGGUGAAACCUAGCACUGAAGCGGUUACUCUUGUGGAUUUUAUGGGCCUCCGUGGAAUAGUUGAGGACAUUGACAUGGAAAUAAUGAUUCAAGUGUGGCUGCACAACUGUUUUGAGCACCACCAGUCGCCUGAAGGCUACGCGAUUUAUUUUAUGCCCUCUUUCUGUUCUCACUCAUGUCUUCCCAACGCCCUCUGGUGCACAGACAAUGACUCCAACUUCCGCUUCUUCCCGCGAACAACUAUUCGAGCGGGAGAUGAAGUGACGCUGACAUACUUGUCAGAAGAUGACAUGCUUCGCAGCACCGCACACCGGCGACAACUGCUUGAAGGCGCAAAGGACUUCAAGUGUAUGUGCGAACGCGUGAAUGAGACAGGAACGGAGGAAUUGUUUGACGGGGCGCUUCUGAAAACUGCGCAGGAAGCGGCUGUGCCUGAGGUGCAGGGGUUCAUGCAGUGCAGCAGGAGCACCUCCGAGUCCCCCAUUCCAGACGAAAGAGCGCCUGACACCUGGAUACAGCCGUUGGCGCAGCAGAGGAUGUACCCUGAAACUGCACGGGGUCCAGCCGGACAAGAUGGAGACAGGCAGAUUCCAGUAGAGGCCCCAACAAGCAUGAGCCUUCAGACAAUUUGGGCGCGGCUGUUGUUGGCUGAGUUGCGGGAAGGCACCCCGCUGGGAGAAGGGCCAAGCGCUGCUUCAGUCGGUGCUUCUGGGGCAGCUGGUGCCUGCUUGACGUCGCCUUUUUUCAGCAAAACAAGCGGCUUGACAUCGGCUGAAAUUGCAUCGCAGUUGCUGCAGGCCCCUCAGAGUGGCUGCUGCUGCUUUUGCCGGACGCUGUGGACAAACAGCCAGCGGCAGCGGGCCCUUGCUGUGGAAAGUUUACUUGAAGGCGUUGCCAACAGUUUAGACAAUCCCGAAUCUAACCUCCGUGACGACUUGCAUUCCCCGGCAAACAGCUUGUCGAGUACCGUCGAAGGCUCAGAUGGAGCCAGCCAUGAUACGAGUAAUAACAAUUACGACACAGAUGCAGGAGCUCAGCAGUUGCUGCAGCAGCUCGAAGUGCACGAACUGAUGCAUAUUAUGAAGAAAAAGUGGCAUCUGUUGGACAAGAGGGAAAGACGCGUAGUCGACUCCAUUAUCAAACUGACAUUCCACACGCACUGGCUCGUCGCCCACUGGUGUCGAUUUUUGGAAUCAAUAUCGACGGCCCGCCGAAAGCUGUUGCACCUUGACCGCCUAAUAUGGCAGUACCGUAACCUCUAUCCUGGACUGACACCGGCGCUUGCGUGGGCAAUAUGGGACGUAGCGCAAGCGUUCUUUUCUCUAAAGGAUAACUCUAAGCUCAGGAAAUCUGUCGGGUUCAGACGCUUUGCCGACCAGUGCAUCGUCAGCUCUUACAACGAGUCUGUGUUCAUUUUGACCAAGCUUUUUGGAUCUGACGGAUCGUUCGCACUCUCUAUUGUCAACAACUACUCCGAAUCCGUUAAUGAGUGCUUGGAAAGGGUUGUAGGGCAACCCGCCCCCAUAAUGCCCACAAUAACGGAAUAUUCUGGAGGCUGCCACGGCCCUCAUUCUUUGGGAAUGCAGCUAGGGCAGCCCAUUGAACUUCCGCAAGUCUGGCCGUGGUAUAUCACAGAUUCCUUGGCUUAG
Molecule: messenger RNA, 2028 nt
Organism: Eimeria maxima
Lineage: Eukaryota; Apicomplexa; Conoidasida; Eucoccidiorida; Eimeriidae
Product: Chromosome III, complete sequence, related
Exons: 10
Coding region: 1-2028 (675 amino acids)
Molecular function (GO): protein binding
Source: RefSeq, a predicted model, not a curated record